UUGAUGGGCUUAUCACGUGCAGAUGAUUAUGAACAAGUGAAGCAAGUUUGUGAAUAUUAUUCAGAUUACAAAGCGUUAUUCGAGGGAUCUGGCACGCAACCCGGUGAUAAAACACUCGAAGAUAAAUUCUUUGAGUAUGAGGUGAUUCGGUUUUAUUAUUAUGAGUAG
Molecule: messenger RNA, 168 nt
Organism: Anisakis simplex (herring worm)
Lineage: Eukaryota; Metazoa; Nematoda; Chromadorea; Rhabditida; Anisakidae
Source: the annotation of a GenBank genome assembly